AUGCAAUCGGUUUUCUAUGAAAUCUUCAUAUCUUCUUUUUCCAAUAUCACGUCGAUCGGAACUCGGCAUAGAAACGUUGGCGCCAAGCGGGUUCUGAGCCAAUCAGAUUCUCAGAUCAACGCAAACGGAAGUGUGUGCCAAUCAGAAGUCGACAGAGACGUGGAGCACACAAAAGGCGCGGCAUCGCACAAUCUGAAGGACAGCAUCUACAGAUCACCACGGUCCAGAGGAACAGAAAAGAAUAUCACGCGACGACAGACCGCCGACAACGACACACGGAAUCGAAGUGACACGUUCAUCCGACAGGCGGAGAAUACGUGGCACAGACAAGCAACUGCCAAAUACCAACCACACCCGGGUAUGACAGAGGGCGAAAUACAGUACUAG
Sphaeroforma arctica JP610 is the source of this 387-nucleotide messenger RNA. RefSeq lists its product as hypothetical. NCBI's taxonomy places the organism in Eukaryota, Ichthyosporea, Ichthyophonida. The transcript has 3 exons. The coding region runs from base 1 to 387 and encodes 128 amino acids. The record is from RefSeq and is a predicted model, not a curated record.